CGGAAAAGACACAACUCAAGUAACUUAACCUAUCUUUCCGAUGAUCAAUUUUCCUUACAACGUACCAUUGAUGUCGUCGAUCAUGCCGAGUCAAAAUGUACCGGUGCAGACAAGCCAGAAUUUUCAGCCAUUCCAACAGCCACAAAUGGUCACGCAACAAAUGCAAACUACUCCCUCCAUUGUUCAUCCGACAAAUGCACAAGAUCCGUUCAAACCACCGUUUUACCAACUCCACCAAGCGGAUAUGUUCGUGGCGAAUCAGAAUCAGUAUCUACCCAACAUACACACCUCAAGGAACCCGUACCCACCGACGUUUCAAACAUACCCCAACGUACCAUCUACCGUCCAAACACAGCCAAACUACGGUGCUCUUCCUCAAAACGUCCUCGACCAGAUUCGCAACUGCGUCAGUAGCACGGCUCCCAUAUUUAUUCUGCCUGGCGGUUGUCAUCAGCAAACCGGUCUAACGAGUCAAGGAGGCGUAGCACAGCAGACAGGACAGCCGACAAACGUCACUCUCCCUGCAUCAAUCCAAUGUCCACCCUCGUUCUACCCCUAUCCGAUUCCCAUGCCGAUGUUUGAUCCAUUUGGACCUCAAACCCAAGGUAAGAUCAGCUCUCGUGGUUGCUCGUGCUGUCAGAGAAGACAGGACAGUUUGGACAGAAAGAGCUAUCCAGUCGGGUGCUGUUGCAACAUCCAUGAACAGGAAGAACAUCAAUGCACAGCUACCAGGGACGAUACCAUUUGUUCAAAGAGAAACUGCCCAGCUUCCAUAAGUCUUCAGGCACUGGCGUCGCAAUUUCUGUCCUUGCCAGGAAUCAUAUCUUGCGCCGCCACUCGUUUGAUCCUGAGAAAAAUACCUGGGUCUAAUAUUACCUCUGCCAUGGAGGAUACGAUGGACAAAGCUCAGAAGUCUAUUGCUGCACUUAAUAAGAAACAGUUACUAGUCGAGUCGAGAAAUGCUCAGCAGGUGAACGCGUUGAUUAAUCUUCAUAUGACCACUAACCCACCGGCCAACAUUAUUCCUUUGAUUACGUUGCUGCAACUGAAGGUGAAUACCCUGAAGGCGCAGGUCGAGAGUCUGAUCAACAAGAAAGUGAUGGAGUGUCAGGGAUACGGGUUUGAGGUGGAAACCAGCGGCCCCAUAGAUCCAACCAUACUCUCCAUGAAAACGAACGAGGAGCUUCGACAACUGCUCACCGCUCUGCGACAGAAAGAGACAGACGAACAUGUGAACAUGAACUUCUCGCCUUACUAUUCUCAAAAAGUAAUCGCUGAGUCGCGCCUGAACAAUGUCCAGGCGAAGAUCCGUCAAGUGGAGCUCGAAUUCGACAGAAGAAGAGGUGUCCCGAUACCUAUCUCCACUCUCUCAUCUGCAAUCGUCCAGCAAUUUUCCGAAGCCAGAUGCACCUUUGACUUCGCUCAGACGAGACUAUUCGAGCCAUACGUGCAAGGAAGAACGUUGGACUCACCAGAUCCGUUCGAACAGAGCAUACGUAAUACUAGACGGCUCUACUUGAAGCCGCGCGAGCCUGAGAGAGGUACAAUGCAUCGGGAGGGAGAGGCUAAAGCCAUCUGUACGUCAGAAAACGGAACGUCGACGUGUAAAGACACGGGGACGGGGGAGGGCGCUGUCGUGGGUUCGAAAGAGAAAGCGGUUGAAUCCAAGUCGAGCGUGGAUACUUGUAGCUGCGAGGAAAGCUCUUCGGAGGAGAGUCUUAAUGGAGAUAAAAAAAAACUUCGAUUAAAAAUCGAUGAGAAGGGAAAGGUGACAAUAACUAGCGUAGAUAGUUUGAAGGAUGUAUCACUGUUGAAAUUGGCAUCACGUGUCGUUGUAGAUGUUAAAAAGCUUCCUGCAAAUGAUUUCGAGCAGCAGGUUCCUGCGAGAAAGAAAUACGCAGAAGAAAUGGAUAAGAAACUGAAAGACGAAAGACUGGGUGAUUCUGAAGUAGAAUUAGUGGAUGUUAGAAAGACAGAUACAAAGAAUACAAAUUUUGAAAGGAUCGUCAUUAACAACGAUAAUAUUGAAAGUGAUGCAAAUACUGAAAAGAAGAUACAACCCACGAGUAUAAAAACUAAAACGAUUUCAGAUGAUGUAGGCAUCUCGAUUAAGAAAGAACCUGAAAGUGGAGAAAGUAAGUUAACUACCGAUUAUAAGGAUAUUUCCAUUAUUACUGAACCUGAAAGCGUUCUUAAUGGAGUAAGUACUGCUUAUAAAGACAUAUCCGUCAAGAAAGAACCUGAAACUAUAAAAGAUGAAGUAACUCAUACAGAUAUUCCUAUUAAAAUAGAGCCACAAGAAAAUGGUAAAAAUGGUUUGAAGCUUGGAUACCAUAAAACGACGAAAUUCAUACAAAUAGAACAACCAACGGAGGUCACAGAACUUUAUAUCGAGCCAAAAAUAAAAACGAAACAGGCAAGACAAUCCUCCGGUUCUAAAGAGCCAGGAGACGAUGAUAAUAAUACUGGAGAAGCUUCGUUCGCCACAACGCCAACGGCCCAAAGAAAAAAAUCGAAAGAGGAACUAAAAACUCCUGAUAAAAUAUUAUUAAGAGGAAAGGAAAUCAUGGGGAACCUUGAAGACACCGAGUUCAGAGAUGGUAAAUUUCCACCUGAUGAAACUGGAGAGUCAAAAGAGAAACCAAUCAUCGAGGAUGUCACGGUAAAUCUACCAAGUGCAAAUGAAGCGAGCCAAAUGCCUGGAAAUUCUUUUGAUUUGUACAGAAGCUCCUUUAAGGCGAAGCUGACGAAGUCAAAGGAACAGCUAAAGAACAGUGAUUUUGUAUCGAAUGAAAACGGGACUAGCCCUGUAGGCAGUGAAUCACGAAAACAAGAUAAGAACGGCAAAUAUUUACAAAUUGUAUCCAUGAUGACUCAUGUUAAAUAUGACAACCGUUUCGAUAGUUUUUGGAAAUGCAAUAUUAACCAGAGUACAGUUGAAAAGAAGAAAGAUGAAUGUAGAAGAAAUAUUAAAAAUAUCUCUUUAAAGGAUACCAGUAAUGAGGAGGUUAACGAGGAUGAUGUAUAUUUUCUUUUAAAUGAAGAAAAUUCUUCGACGACAUCUGGUAAUCAACGACAUAAGCAAUUAUCGAUGAUCCCCGUUGGUACUGAAAUAGACGAUGAAAUCCAAAGAAAUGCAUUUUUGGAAAAAAUGUUUCCAAAAAAUUGUCGAAACAAUGGCGAGAAGAUGAUAAAUGGACUGAGACGUUUUCCACCGUUGAAGCACACAUAUCCGAAGAUAGCAGAAACAACAACCAAUAUCUCAGAAGAUAUAUUCCAUCGAAAAGGGAUUGAAUCCAGCUCUACCAAGAUAGUUUGCGAUAGAAGUAGCUCUUACCACCGUGAAUCGAAAGUGGGAAAUAACACUGCCUCUGCGAUAUAUUCAACAAUCGAAAAUCAGCUUAUUUCUUUCAACUCGUUGCUGAGUAACAUACCAAACCUCCAAGACAUUCUAUCGAAUCUACACUUCAACAAAUUGUCAAAUAACAUUUGCGGAGAAAAUACUCGACAUACACAACGAUGGAUAGUUAACGAUAUCAGAAAUAAAGAUGUAAAAUCACAGAAAAAAGAUUGCACUUUACUUCCCUCGAAUACGAAUGCUUUUGACGAUAGCGAGUAUGGCAUUUCUGGCGGAUAUCGCGUUUCCGUAAGCGAACAGUGCAGCCACGUACAUGAAAUGAAACACUCAAUAAUCGUUGACGAAGAAAAAAAAAAUUACUUGUUGAUUAGAGGAUCGGUUAGUGACCAAUUGCAGGAACUAUCGAGAAACGGUUUCAAACGUCCUUGCUAUACUCGUAGAAGUUUAGUGAUAAGAAGUCGAUUAAAAAAUACUGAAAAUUCGAAACAGGAAUGUUUACAUCCGUUUACUAUAAUUAAACGACUGAGGAAAAACAAGAUAGUUACGCCUCAAGCACCAACACGAAUUGAGCAUCAUUUGAAGGUUAGAGAAAGAUUUUUAACUUUACCUCGAAUUCCAGAAGACGUGGAAAUGUUAGACCAUGGCAAUCACACCAAUGAUUAUAUAAUAAUAUCUGAAAAUGCGAUAACACAGCAAAGUAGUGAACAGAAUACAGAUGACAUUAAUAACUGCUCUGCUGCUCCUAUUGAUCACUCGUCGUCUGUCAUUGAUCGUGUAAUGAACGAUAAUCCCAGUGACUUGGAAAUAAAUAAACAGAUACACCCGUGCAUUAUAAACUAUAGUUUGUCCAAGAUCAAUUGGUUGAUCAAGAAGAAAGAAACCCUUCACCAUAACCUGUAA
This is a messenger RNA of Eufriesea mexicana, 4258 nucleotides long. RefSeq lists its product as uncharacterized. The coding region runs from base 41 to 4258 and encodes 1405 amino acids. The record is from RefSeq and is a predicted model, not a curated record. NCBI's taxonomy places the organism in Eukaryota, Metazoa, Arthropoda, Insecta, Hymenoptera, Apidae. The transcript has 5 exons.